AAAAUUUUUAAACGAAGGAGAGUUGAAAUUCUUGCUGCUGAGUACUGAAAAACUCAGAAACAAUGGCGGCCAUUGAAGCUGUAACUGCACUCUCCUUUCUACGUCACCCUUCUUCUUCCCCAAAGACCUUCUUAAGUCCAAAACCCCAAAGCUUAUCUUCCUUAACUUUUCAAAUAUCCAUAUCUACCCCCCUCUUUUCCCAAAAUUUCCCCAUCCAUCCAUUAAUCAACACCCAGAAGAAUCUGGGUUUUAAACUCUGCUCCACUUUGCAAGAACUAAGCGUAGAAGCUGAAACAGAGAAAACCCAGAAACCAAAUGUGAAAAGAAAGCUUUUUGUGUUGAAUUUGCCACGGGCUUAUACGGUUGCUGAUAUCAAAGACCUCUUUUCCCAAUGUGGGAACGUUAAAGAUGUUGAGAUUAUUAAGGAGAAAGAUGGGAAAAGUAGGGGGUUUUCGUUUGUGACGAUGGCUUCUGGUGAAGAAGCUCAGGCUGCUGUAGACAAACUCGACUCUCAUGAAGUGUCCGGGAGAAUUAUAAGGGUAGAGUUUGCUAGGAGAUUCAAGAGACCUUCACCAGCUACUUCUCAGCCGAUUGUUCCUUCCUGUGAGUCGCGCCAUAAGCUUUACGUGUCGAACCUUAAUUGGAAAGUCAGGGCGAAUCAUCUGAGAGAGUUUUUCUCGGCCUUCAACCCGGUUUCAGCUAGAGUUAUUUUUGGUACCCCGUCAGGACAGUCUGCAGGGUAUGGCUUUGUUUCAUUUGCCACAAAGGAGGAAGCUGAGGCUGCAAUUUCUACUCUUGAUGGAAAGGAGUUGAUGGAUCGGCCACUGCGUUUAAAAUUCAGUGAAAAAACAGCCAAUGAAUUCGGGGAUGAAGACACUGAACAGAAGGAAAUCGAAGUCUUAGAUAUUCACUUGGACCUCAUGUCUCCAUCCUUUUGAGAGCAGUGUACAAAUG
This is a messenger RNA of Hibiscus syriacus, 954 nucleotides long. Its product is annotated as 28 kDa ribonucleoprotein, chloroplastic-like. The coding region runs from base 63 to 938 and encodes 291 amino acids. The transcript has 4 exons. Lineage: Eukaryota; Viridiplantae; Streptophyta; Magnoliopsida; Malvales; Malvaceae. The record is from RefSeq and is a predicted model, not a curated record. Gene Ontology annotation, cellular component: cytosol. Gene Ontology annotation, molecular function: mRNA binding.